GCUUCUCUCUCUCUCUCUCUCUCUGUUGCUCUUCAGUCUGACUUGAAGCUAACAGCUAACCGGAACCGUAAAGAUGCUAUUGGACCCAUAAACAGAGUAACGGCGGCUCUGCUGGGCUCAGUACCGGCUCUUUGAACUCUUAUCGGGUCAGCUGGCCUAUUGCUGGGUUCGGGUUCUGGUUGCUGUGACGGUGGACGGGCUGGAUGGCCAUGUAGCUCCGUUAGCAUGUUUCGGCUUCUGGGCCACUUUCUCCACCGUUAGGCUCAUUAGCAACAGUCCGCCUGUUAUCGCUCCUCUAUGGGGGGGAAUAUCUAUUCGUGUUGCAGUUAGAUAGCCGUAUUUCAUCUCAACAUGUGUCGGUGUGUUGAACCAGCGGAGCUUGUUCUCGUUAUGAACCCUUUAACCAGCUAGUAAGAACCGCAGCGCUGCUAGCUGAAGCUAACGGGCUCGGAUGUCUUUGUUUCCAGCGGCGCAGGUCAGCUGCGGCCGUUAGAGGAGGAUUUUAUGGAGAUUUUAACGCGUUGAUUCUGGGAUCUGGUGUUUUAAAAAAAAUUAUUAUUAAUGUGGUCAGCUGACAUGCAGCGCUCUCUUCUGUGACCUUGGUAUCAUCGCAGCAGAUCGAUCAGAAAUAAGCCCAACAGCUGGUUCCGACUCCAGGGUUACUAUGGCCCUCAGUUCAGACUGCAGGCAGAGGGUCGUUUACCUGCUGCUCCUGUCAGGAUGCAUUGCUUCUUCUCAGAAGAAUGACAACGUCUACGUGUCUGGAUUUUCUAACGCCUGCGGCGACGUGGCCGAGCUCCUGUGGGCGUCCAGCGGCAUCAUCACCAGCCCCGGCUGGCCCUUUCAGUACCCGGCCAGGCUCAACUGCAGCUGGAACAUCAGGGCCCGACCCGGGGACUCCAUCACCAUCAGUUUCCAAGACUUCGACCUGCAGGGUUCUCACCGCUGCACCUCAGACUGGAUGUCCAUCAGCAGCUACAGGAGCCUGGACGGCCUGCGGGUCUGCGGCUCCUCCCUGCCGCCCCCUUACAUCUCGUCCCAGGAUCACGUCUGGAUCCACUUCCACUCUGACGACGGCCUGGCGGGGAAAGGCUUCCGGCUGUCCUACAUCACCGGUAAACCGGAGGCGUCCAGCUGCGAUGUGGACCAGUUCCACUGCUCUAAUGGGAAGUGCAUCCCGGACUGGUGGCGCUGUAACUCCAUGGAUGAAUGCGGGGAUAACUCGGACGAAGAGCUGUGUGUGGACUCGCCGUUUUCCUUCCAGCCUUGCAACCUGAACCAGUUCCCCUGCUUGUCCCGGUACACCCGGAUCUACACCUGCCUGCCCCACAGCCUGCGCUGCGACGGCAGCAUCGACUGCCAGGAUCUCGGCGAUGAGAUCGACUGCGACGUUCCCACCUGUGGCGAGUGGCUGAGGAACUUCUACGGCUCCUUCAGCUCCCCAAACUACCCCGACUUUUACCCUCCAGGAAGUAACUGCACCUGGCUGAUUGACACUGGUGACCACCGGAAGGUCAUCCUCAGGUUCACCGACUUUAAGCUGGACGGGACCGGGUACGGCGAUUAUGUUAAAGUCUAUGACGGUCUGGAGGAGAACCCUCGCCGCCUCCUCCGGGUGCUGACGGCGUUCGACUCCAGAGCGCCCGUUGCCGUGGUUUCCUCCUCCGGUCAGCUCAGAGUUCACUUCUACGCUGACAAGAUCAACGCCGCCAGAGGCUUCAACGUCACCUACCAGGUGGACGGGUUCUGCCUGCCCUGGGAGGUUCCCUGCGGGGGGAACUGGGGCUGCUACACGGAGCAGCAGCGCUGCGACGGCUACUGGCACUGUCCGAACGGCCGGGACGAGCUGAACUGCUCGUCCUGCCAGGAGGACGAGUUCCCCUGCUCCAGGAACGGAGCCUGCUACCCGCGCUCCGACCGCUGCAACUACCAGAACCGCUGUCCCAACGGGUCGGAUGAAAAAAACUGCUUCUUCUGCCAACCUGGAAACUUCCACUGCAAGAACAACCGCUGCGUGUUCGAGUCGUGGGUGUGCGACGCUCAGGACGACUGCGGCGACGGCAGCGACGAGGAGAGCUGCCCCAUCAUCGUCCCCACCAGAGUCAUCACCGCCGCCGUCAUCGGCAGCCUGAUCUGCGGCCUGCUGCUGGUCAUCGCCCUCGGCUGCACCUGCAAGCUUUACUCGCUGCGCAUGUUUGAGCGCAGGUCGUUUGAGACGCAGCUGUCCAGGGUGGAGGCGGAGCUGCUGAGGAGGGAGGCUCCGCCCUCCUACGGCCAGCUGAUCGCUCAGGGCCUGAUCCCCCCGGUGGAGGAUUUCCCUGUCUGUUCUGGCAACCAGGCGUCGGUUCUGGAAAACCUCCGCCAGGCUGUGCGCUCUCAGCUCGGCUUCACCUCCAUCAGACUUCCCUCCGCUGGCCGCCAUCGCAACCUGUGGCGCAGACUCUUCACCUUCUCUCGAUCUCGCCGCUCCGGUUCUCUGGCUCUUGUUUCUGCUGACCUGGAGGACAGCUCCGGCACUGGGAGCACUGGGAGCUCCGGCUCGGACCUGCUGUCUCCCGACUCCGAUGACACCGACACAGAGGGGGAGAGAGGGCGAGGGGUCGGCGCCGUGGGUGGGCCCGUCGCCCCGCUGCCUAACAAAACCCCACCUCCUUCCGCCGUGGAGGCCGUCGGGUCGGUGGCGGCGUCUGUGGCCUCAACGCCGAGCCGAGGCCGCGAUCGGCCCAGAGAAACCCCGCCCCCGUCCAGCCCGGUUACCGUGGUAACGACCAGCUCUGAUCCGGACGUUUCCGAGCCCCAGCCUCCUUCGUCCACCGCCCUGCAGCGCCUGGCCCAGAACCUGCACCGCCUCGCCAGGAAUCUGACCAGAACUAACCAGAACCAGCAGAACCAACCGUGGACCAAUCAAAGCCCACUGCGCCAGCUGGAGACGGGAAGAAACGACCCUGAGGCUGCCGAGCGGCGGGGAAGCAGAGAGGAAGAGGAAGACGUUGAGCUCCUCAUCCCUGUCUCUGACUCGGACUCUUCAUCUUCCUCCUCUUCAUCGCUUAGCGACAUACGACAGCCUCUGCUGGAGCCGCACCCGUCCUGCGCCGCCGGCCCGGUCCACCAUCACCACCGUGGCGCGAGCGGCCGUGGGGGACGGGACGGCACCUGUGAACACUGCGGGAUGGUCCACACCGCUCAGAUCCCCGACGCCUGCCUCGAGGCCACGGGCAAGACGGAGAGCAGCGACGACGAGCUGCUGCUGCUCUGCUAGCAGGCUAGCCUGCCAGCUAACAUGCUAACUGUCCAGCGUUUCCUCAUUCAUUGGCUACCAUGCUCACUGAUUGGCUAACAAGACAACAUGCCAACUUCCAAGUAACAUUACUAACACAUCUCUUAAAUUUACUCUUCUGCUAGCUAACACGCUAACUUCAGGGCUGCCAUUCUUUUACUCUGAAGCUGCAUCAUGCUAACUCGCUAAACUUGCUAACCCAGAAUAACAAAUUAGCUCUUCAUUUCUAAGAAGCUAGCUAAUGCUAUGAAUGCCACCCAGACAUUUCACUUCAAAUAGCUAACUAUCUAGCUAACAAUGCUAACACAUCACACUGUGCUAAAGCUACUAAUUAAUUUCUUUUUCAGUUUGUUAGCAUGCUAGCUGGAUUAAAGGUUAAAGAUAAAUGUACCAAACAGACACUUGGGUGUGAUGUCACUGGUUCCUAUUGGUACGAACAAAAAAACAAAAAGUUUUUUGGUUCCUCUGCGGUUUGUUUACCGCCUGCCAACCCCACAUGUUCGGCCACCAUUUCACCACUUCGCUGUUUUGUUAUCCAAAUUUCCUUGAGUAUGAAACAGUGCUGUUUACUGUUAGAUACAAGACUCCAAUCAAUAAUAUCUACCAGCAAUAGGUCACUUAGCAUUCGUUUGGCUCGAUCACACACCACUGCUAACAACUUUGCAUCUUACAUCCCUUACACUAUAUUAUUAAAUUCUGGGUUAGAUUUGGGCUUUUCUUCUCACUAUUAAUCUCAGAAUUUCAUGAAAAUACUUGCAUAUACAGGUGGUACAAAUGUACUUGUUCACAGGUACUAAAUGAUAGACUAACUGGUCGUCAGCAAAGAAGCAAAAUUACCGAAAUCCCACAUGCUCUCUUGUUCCCUCUCGCAGGCAAAUGGCGCUUCAUCGUCUUCUCAUAUAUUAGCUAACAUGCUAACUGAUCUACCAACAUGCCAACAUCCAAGUAACAUUAUAAACAUGUUAGCUUUAGGACUGCCAUUAUUUUUCUGUAAAACUGUACCAAGCUAACUCAGUAAACCUGAGACUAACAUGCUAACACAGAGUAACAAGUUAACUCUUCAUUUCUAACAAGCGAGCUAAUGCUAUAAAUGCCACCCAGAGCUUUCACUUCAAAUGCCUAGCUAGCAUACAGUGCUAGCACGUCACACUGGACUAGAGCUUCUGUCUAAUUUCUUUUACGGUUUGUUAGCAUGCUAGCUGGAUUAAAGGUUACAGAUAAAUGUACCAAUCAGAGUCUUGGGUGUGAUGUCACUGUUUCCUAUUGGUACGACCAAAAAAACUAAACGGUUUGUGGUUCCUCUGCUGUUUACCGCCUGCCAACCACGCGUUCAGCCACCAGCCAUUUCGCCACUUCGCUGUUAUGUUACCGGUUUAACAGAUUUUGUUUUUUAGUAUGAGAUGGUGGUGUUUAAACCGUUAGACACAAGGAAAUGUGGUCAUAAGACUCCAAUCAACAAUAUCUACCAGCAAUAGGUCACUUACAAUUAAAUUAAGAAAUUCUGGGUGAGAUUUGGGCUUUUCUUCUCACUAUUUAUAACAGAAUUUCAUAAAAAUAUUUAACUGUAGCAAAAAAUAAAUUGGUACGCCAUGGCUUAAGGAUAUAGGUACGCAUUUUAUUGUUUACAGAUACAAAAUGGAGGCAAGAAGAGACUAAGAGGUUGUUGGCAAAGAGGCAAAAUGACCCAAAGUCCUCAUGUUCACUUGUUAUUCAUCGCAGGCAAAUGUUCUGCUUAAUGGUACGACAGUAAUGAUCAAACUGAUGGUUCUCUGUAGUCAAGAAUGGAAUUGUUUGACAAAGAAACCAUACAACCGGGUGAUUUGUGGGAACUCCAGAUCAAAUGGAAAAGUUUCAAAGGUCCCUCCAUUUCUAAGGCUGCUGGUUGAGUCUGUUUAAGGGAAAUGAUGAGGAUCAUGUGACCAGUGGAGGUUUCCAAAGAGGCCUGCUAGUGGGCUGACUUUAUUUUAGGUUUUAUUUCUCUGUGGCCAAUAUAAACAUCUUAAUGUUGAUUUUUAUGCUGAUAUUAGCCGUCAGCUGUUAGAUAUUGGGACAAAGUUUUAUCCUUUACUGAAUAUAAAGCACAAUGUCAUUUUAUUAACCUUUAAUUUCAUAUUUUUAUAACUAAAUCCUCACUUAGAGAUCCCGGUCAUGUGAUCCUCAUCGCGGUCUUGAAAGUUUUUGGUUUUUUUCCGUCCUUCAUGCCGCUUGUUCUGGAUCGAAAAAUGUGUCUCGCCCGCUCCAGUUGUUGGGUUUUUCUUCUCAUUCACUUAUGAUAGUUUCAAAAACAAGAAAUGAGACCAAAAAGUCCAAGAAGAACCACAACUGGAACGAAAAGCAGCAUCGAUCACAUCUGCAUUAUAAACGUCGUGUUUUUAGUUUGUGGCUCCUCUUUUCCCGACCCAAACUGAAGCCAUUCAAGCGUCUGUAUUUCUGAUCCUCGUUACUGUUUUGGUACUCGGCUGACUUUGUGUGAGUGUGAUUGUGUAUAUUUAUUAUUAUUAAUAUUACUAUGGUUAUUAUUAUUAUUGUGUUAAGUUGUUGUUGUGAAGCUGUUUUUUCUGACUUGCAUGAUCCAACUUGUUUGGUGUUUUUCUUUGAGUCUGUAAAACUAAAACCUGGUAAACUGCACUAAGGAUUAAAGGUUCACAUCAAGUGAA
Molecule: messenger RNA, 5934 nt
Organism: Xiphophorus hellerii (green swordtail)
Lineage: Eukaryota; Metazoa; Chordata; Actinopteri; Cyprinodontiformes; Poeciliidae
Gene: lrp12
Product: low density lipoprotein receptor-related protein 12
Exons: 11
Coding region: 665-3259 (864 amino acids)
Molecular function (GO): protein binding
Source: RefSeq, a predicted model, not a curated record